AAGAUCAAUAUGAAAGAAAAUCUACUAUUAAGUUCACCUAUCAUGGCACCUGAACUAUUCUCUCCAUCCACACCAACCAGUGGUUUGAACAGCUCCCCAUCCAACAAUAACUCUCAUUCAAUAACAGUUAUGCGUAAUGAAUUCAAGAGAAUGAUACUUGAAACACAAGAUAAAUACGAAAAAGAACUUGCAGAAGAACGAGAAAAAAGACUGAAACUUGAGAAGGAGUUUGAAGAGUUGAAGGACUAA
Messenger RNA from Ogataea philodendri, 249 nucleotides. RefSeq lists its product as uncharacterized. The record is from RefSeq and is a predicted model, not a curated record. The annotation marks the transcript as partial. NCBI's taxonomy places the organism in Eukaryota, Fungi, Ascomycota, Pichiomycetes, Pichiales, Pichiaceae. The transcript has a single exon.